AUGCCAGUAUAUAGUCUAUUAUAAAUAUUAUUUUUUAUUUUAUUUCUUUUUUUUUAAAAAAAAAAAAAAAAGUAAAAAGAAGAUAAUCUAAAAACCAUUAAAAUAAAAUGGGAAUAAGUUAAAGUUGGAGACGUGAUUAGAAUCUGCCAUGGAGAAAUAUCGCCUGCAGACAUAAUUUUAUUAGAUUCGAAUAAAAUAAGAAAUAAACAAGCAAUUUGUUAUAUCAAUACUUUCUAUGUAGACGGAAAAGAUGAAUAUAGAUAAAUAAAUGCACCAAGUUUAACUAAAAGUAAUUUAAAUAAAUAAAUAUAUAUUUCUAUUAAAAAUACUUAAAAUUUACUUAUAGUUAUAAAUCUAAAAGAUCAUAGAAAAUCAUAUUUUAAUAGAUAUAAAAAUUGCUUAACUUUAAAAUUAUCUUAUGAGGAAAAAAAUCAACAUAAUCUAUAAUUUAAUGGUUAAUUAAAACUUUUAAAAGACCCUAAAGUAGAAGUAUUAAAUAAUGAUAAUUUUAUACCUAGAGGAAGUAUUGUUUAUUUGACUAAAAAUAUGGAUUGGUUUUUAUAAAAACAAAAAAUUAAUAAAAUUUUAAAAUUAAUAUAAUAUAGGAUUUAUGGAUUAGUUGUAUUCGGAGGAAUGAAUACUUAAAUAAUGUUAAAUAGAAAUAAUUAAAAUAAAAAAGGAAUUUUUAAAGAUAAUUAUUACAUUAUCUAUAUUAUUUAAUAUUAUGGCUUUCUUUGCCUUUUUUAUAUCUUUUUCAUUAGUAUUACUAAUAUUAUAGGACUUUCUUAUUAAAUAAAUAGUUAUUAUUCGAUUUUUAUUGAAAUUAAUUAGUAGUAGUUUUUGAAAUUUAUUCGUUAAUUAAUUUUACAUUCGUAAAUUUUCCCGCCAUUAAUUUAUGGAAUUUUGGAUUUGUUUUAAAUUAUAGAAAUGUAUAAGAUUUAAAAAAUUAUUAAAAAGAAAAAUCCAAAUAAUAAAAUUAAUAUAGGAAAUCCAGAUGUAAUAAGUAAUAUUGGAUAAGUAUAAAAAAUUAUAUAUAAUAAAUUUAUAUAUAUAUAUAUAUAAUAGAUUGAUUAUAUAUUUAUGGAUAAAUCAAUAUUUAAUUUAAAAGAUCAUAAUCAAAAAAAUAUCAAUCUAUAAUAAUUAUUUUAUGCAAUUUUAAUAUGUAAUUAUUCAGAACCUUCAUAAUUUGGUUAACUUUAAUCCAUAAAAAAUAUAGAACUUCCUAUUUAAAACACUUUACUUAAAUUUGCACGAAAUUCAGGCUAUUAAUUAUAUACUUAAAAAGACAAAAUGUUUAUAUAUUUUAAUGUAAAAAAAUAAAAAAAUAUUCUAUUACAUAUAUAAAUUAAUAUAUAUUUAAAUAUAUAGAAUAGAAAAUUAGUUGAAAUUUUUACUAAAGUAAUAAAUUAUUAAAAAGAAGAAAAACAUAACUUUUCUGUAAUUGUUUAAUUAUAAGAUUUUACAUAAAUAGAUAAUUAAUAUUAUAUAUAUACUUAAGGGUAUGCUUAAAAUAUAAAAUCAUAAUUAAAAUUAAAUAAAAUUCAGCAUGAAAAUUUAGAUUUUUUAAUAAACGACUAUUAAAAAAAGGGUAUUUUACCUUUAACUUUUGCUUAUAAAACUCUUAGUAUGUAAUAGUUUAACGAAUAUAUAGAUUAGUAUAAUCUUUUAUAAUCGAAUAUAUAAAUAUAAGACCAUGAUAUUAGAAAUUUAUCUAAAACUUUGGAAAAUGAUCUGGAAUAUUUGGCCUUAAUAGGCAUAAAAGAUAAAAUAAAUGAAUAAGCGCUUUAAUUAUAUGAAAACUUUGAUAAAAAAAAUAAAAACCUAUUUAUUUUGUCUAAUUAAAUAAAAUAAAAAACCAUAAAUACAUUAAUGUAAAAAGAUAUAUAUAUAUAUAAAUAUAUAUAUAUAUAUAUAUAUAUAUAUAUAUAUAUAUAUAUAUUAUUUUUUAUUUUUAUUAUAUUAUAUAAAAUAGUUUAUUAAAUAAUUAUUUGUUUUUUUUUUUUUUAAUAAAAAAAAAAUAUCUAAAAAUUAAAUAUAAUCUAUACUAAUAUUUUAUAUUUAUUUAUAUAUAUUAGUAAUAUAGGUAUAAAAUUAAAUUAAGAAAAUAUUUUAAAUAUAUGCUGCGAAUCUAAUAUAUCUCAUAUUUGGGAUUAAAUAAGAUCUAUUUUAUUUUUCUUAAAAGAAAAGCAAAAUCCUAAUAAAUAAUACAUAAUGUACCUUAACGGUAUUACAUUUUACAAAAUUCUCAGAGAUAACAAUUUAUUAUAGCAUUUUAUAUUCAUAUUAUAAUUUAUAACUAAACUAAUAGGCUAUAACAUCGAUUAAUUUACCAAAGGCUUCCUUUUAGAUAUAAUAAAAUCAACUAAAGACUCUGAAAGUACUAUAUUAUCAUUAGGUGAGGGCUAUAAAGAUUCUAAUAUGAACAAAAGUUCUGAUAUUUCAAUUGAAUUAGAAUAAAAAGUUGAGAAUAAUUAAUUUUAUAGUUAUUUUGGGGAUAUAUAAAUUAAUUAAAUAUAAGAAGUUUCGGAAAUAAUAGACUAAGGUGUUUUUUUUUCCAAUAAAAUCCAGAAGAUAAUUUUCAGUGUUUUUUAUGCGCAAAUAUUGGUCAGUUUUACUGUUUGUUUUUUUGUUUGGGAUAGUGGUUUUAUUGGGAAUUCCUUUUUAUUUUGGCAAUUAAUUAUUAUUUUAGAUUUUUCUUUUGUUUUUUCGCUUUUUUUUUCAGUGAUACUUUUCUAUGAAGAUUAAAAGGAUUUUAUUUUAACAAAAAAAAGGCAAAAUUUUUACAGAAAAUUAUAGUUUGAGGGUAUUUUAGAAACCUUUCUUUAAGCUAUUCUCAUUUAUUAUAAUACUAUGUAUUCUAUUUAAUAUUUCAUUAAUAAAUAAGGGAAAAAUUGUGAGCUUUAUUAAUCUAUAUAGAUUAUUUUGUUAAGUCUAGUGGGUAUUUUAGCAUUUAAAAUCGCCUUCUUGUUCUCUUUGAAGAUUUUUAUUUUUUUUAUUUUUCUAUAAGGAGGCUUGAUUACUUGGUUAAUUUACUUCUAGAAGAUAUUUUGGGACUAAAUGGUUGAUUGGUAGCACUUAGGAGAUUUAUUAUUUGAAAAUUAAGGACUAAUUUUCUGUUUUGUAUUUAAUUUAAUAUGUGGAUUUUUAAUUUGUUAAUUUUGGGGAGUUUUUGGAUAUUAUUGGGAAGAAUAAGAGAAAAGAAAUAUAAAUAUAAAAAAAUACAUAUAGAAAAUUUUUAGUUCUUUCAAAAAAAUUGAAUAGAGUGUUUUAGAUAGUAUAUAUUUUUUAUUUAUUUAAAUAUAAAAAAAAAAAAAUAUAUAUAUAUAUAUAUAUAUAUAUAUAUAUAUAUAUAUAUAUUUUAUAGUGUUAGAAAAUAAUUAAGAUAAACUAUUUUUAUAUAUAAAUAAAUUUACUUAAGAUUUUAAAGACGAAACACUGGAAGAAAAAUUUAAAUUAAAAAAUAUCUUGAACUAUAUAAAAUAAUUUCGAAUAACCUAUAUAUUAACUAUAAUAUUCAUUACAGUCUAUAUAAUAUUUGAUAUUAUUAUAAAUUAAACAAAUAAUUAAUUUUUUUAUACUAAAAUAUCAUUUAUAAUUAUCUAUUUAUUACUUUUAAUAUAUAUAUUUUCCUCUCAUUUCUAAAAAAACUACUACAAAACAACAGCUUCUAUAAUAUUUUUGAGUACUCUAAUAAUACUAAUAAUUUAACUUUUGGAUAAAAAAAUAAAUUUAAUUCUUAUUAAUCUAAUUUUAAACCUAAUAACGACAAUUAAUUUAAAUAUUUCCUUAUUAAAAGUCUUAAUAAUCCACACUUUAAAUUAUAUAGUGUAAACAUAUAUAAUACUAACAUAAUAUACUGAUAAAAGAUCUCAAAUAAUUGAAAUAUAUUUCAUUUUUUAAUUCAUUUUAUUAACUUCAUAUAUCUAUAUAUACUCUUUUUUUAGUUUAUAUAGAAAUUAAUAAGAAUAAAGGAAACAUUUUUGUGCUCUAGAAGACAUCAAAUCCGUAAAAGAGCAAAAUAAUUAAAUUCUUUCAAUGCUAGUACCCGAAUUCGUUGAAAACUAUAUAAAAUAAAAUCGAAAAAAUACCAAAAAAUUUGAAAUGGCAAAAAGCCUUUAGUAAGUAGCUAUUUUGUUUGCCGAUAUAUGUGAAUUCGAUUAAUUAAUUUAAUAAGAAAAGAACAAUGUAGUAGUAAUUUUAGAUGAUCUUUUCCGUAAAUUCGACAAUAUCUGUGAAAAAUACGGCGCUUAAAAAAUCGAGACUGUCGGUAAAACAUAUAUGGCUGCCACUGGUAUUGAAGAAUCUGAAAAUAAUAUCAUUGAGUAGUUAAAACAUAUUGGAAAAGGUGAAAGACUGGUUCUUAUGGCAAAAGAAAUGCUUGAAAGUGCAUAAAAUACCAGAUGGGGUUCUGAAAACAAUCGGAUUAAAUUAAAAAUAGGAAUAAAUAAAGGCGAAGUAAUAGCCGGUAUUAUAGGAAAUCCAAAACCCUAGUUUUCUCUAAUAGGAGAUACUGUAAAUACAACAUCAAGAAUAUGUGCUUAGUGUAAUUAUGGUAAAAUUUUAAUAUCAGAAAGUGUUAAAGAUGAGGUAAAGUAGAUGAAUCAUAAUUUUAAACCGAUUUAAUUUUAGCCUAAAGGAAAAGAAUUAAUGACUGCAUAUGAAAUUGGGGAACUUUUUACAAGUAAAAAAUUUCAAUCCGCACUUGUUAAUAUUAAAAAUACUGGAAUAAAAAAAAAUAGCAAUUUUAGUAUUAUUAAUAAUAUUAAUUAAUAGAUUGAACAUAGUAAUUAAUAAAUUGAAAAUAAUAAUUGUCAAAUUAAAUAGAAAAAUAAUAUUAUUAAUAUCUUUAAAGGAAAAAAUAUCAAAACUAUUAAUUUAGGAGAUGAAUAAACUCCUUAUAAAUCUAAUGAAUAAAAAUAAAAUACAGAAUAUAUUAAUGUAUAAUAUAUAUAUAUAUAUAUAUAUAUAUAUAUUUAUAUAUCAUUUAAUUUAAAAAAUAAAUAGGAAUUAUCAAGUUUUUCUGAAGAUGAAAGCGAGGAAGAUGAAUCUGAAGAAGAAUAAGAUAAUAUAAAUAAUGAUUCUAUUAAAUAUAAUACAAUAAUAAAUAAAAAUACUAAUCCUUAAUAAACCAUUAAUAAAUUUAAAAAAUAGAUAUAACAAAUUACUUUUAUAGAAAAUAAAUAUUCAUUAUUAUUUUUAUUUUUCCAAUAAUAAAUAAGUACUAUAUUAUUCACAAUAUCAUACGAUACAUGUUAAAAUCAUCUUAUAAUAUUUGUUUUAAGAAUUAUAACUGUCUUUUUAUUUAUAACAGCUUUCUAAAUAUUAGAAAAAGCCUAUAAAAAUCAAAAAUAUAAAAAAUUAAUAUAUGCAAUUUUUAUAUAUGCAGUGUUUACAUAAUUCUUUUAGGCAAAAAUGUGUGACGAUAAUUAGAAAAUGAUUAUUGUCUAAAUAAUUGAAAGUGUAGUUUUAUAUAAAUGGUUUAAUCAUUUAAGUAUAUUCAAUUUUGUUGAAAUUAUUAUUUUUGGAUUUAUUUUUAUAAGCUUAUAUAUUGGAUUUAUUUGGAAACAAAUAGAUGUAGAAAAUACCUUUUUUAUAUUUACAUUUGUUACAUUUAUGAUAUACAAAGGAUAAAUAUAUAGAAAUACUGCUAAAAAAAAUUAUAAUUAAACAUCAAAAAUAAACCAAAAAAAAGAAUCUAUGCAAUUACUUGUUAAUUAAUUAUUACCUGCAAUAGCAUUGAAAAAAUUUAGAGGAAAUUUAUAAAAUAAAAGAGAACUAACAGAUUAAUUUGAAGAUGUCACUAUUUUAUUUGCUGAUAUCAAAGGUUUUACUGAAUUUUCUGAUAAAGUAAAAGAACCUAAAAAAGUUAUGAGAAUGUUAAAAGAUCUUUUUGAAAGCUUUGACUAAUUAUGUUUACUAAACAACGUUUUUAAAUUAUAUACUAUCGGUGAUUGCUAUGUUGUUUUAUCUUUUGUAGAUGCUGAAAGGUUAAAUACUGUUUAAGAAAAGGCAAAAGAAGCUGUAAAUGUAAUUAAUUUCGCAUUAUAAAUGAUUGAUGAAAUUAAUAGAAUCCGAUAAAAUUAUACCUUUUUAAAUAUGAGAAUAGGAGUUCAUACUGGAAAGAGAAUAAUUGGAGGAAUCUUAGGUACAAAAGUUGUUAGAUAUGAUGUUUAUGGAAGAGAUAUUCUUAUUGCUAAUAAAAUGGAAUAAAGUGGAGAACCUGGGAAGGUUAUGAUUAGUUAAAGUACUAAAAAUUGGAUUAAUAAAUAAAAUAUAAAUUAAUUUUGUAUUGUAAAAGCUAAAAAUGUUAGUAUAGGCAAUAUGAAUAAUACAUAAGAAAUUAUUUAAACUUAUUUUAUUAGUAAAUAAUGA
This is a messenger RNA of Ichthyophthirius multifiliis, 6372 nucleotides long. RefSeq lists its product as hypothetical. The transcript has 5 exons. Gene Ontology annotation, molecular function: nucleotide binding; adenylate cyclase activity. The record is from RefSeq and is a predicted model, not a curated record. Gene Ontology annotation, biological process: adenylate cyclase-activating G protein-coupled receptor signaling pathway; cyclic nucleotide biosynthetic process; intracellular signal transduction. NCBI's taxonomy places the organism in Eukaryota, Ciliophora, Oligohymenophorea, Hymenostomatida.